Molecule: messenger RNA, 1449 nt
Organism: Sungouiella intermedia
Lineage: Eukaryota; Fungi; Ascomycota; Pichiomycetes; Serinales; Metschnikowiaceae
Source: the annotation of a GenBank genome assembly
AUGGCCGACCAUAAAGAGCCACUUCAGCCUACCAUUACGCCGCUGGAAGAAAUCCCGCCCGCGGUCCAAGCCAUUCUGAACUUGCGCUGCCCCUCUCCUCCUCCCAUCUUGACCAACUCACGGAUUCACACUCCGGUAGCUUCCAAGUCAUCCGUUGCUUCCGUGCUGGUACUCACACAAAGCCCUCCAACCUCGGAGAAUGGCAGGGUCACCGUGCCCGCUGGCGGGGCGUUAUUGCAGUCGAAAAGCCCCGAGUUCUCAUCCCCUCAACUGUUGCAGCUGCCCCACGCGGGAAACGCUGCUGUAGUGGCUGCUCACGGUCUCACAGAGUCCGACUGGGGACUGUCGACGUCGUUAGACUUUACAAAUAAGCCGCCGGAUGGAAGCAGCCACCACAAGGCGCCUAGUGUUCAUGCACAUUUCUAUGUGGAUGAGGCCCAGAAGCACAUUAAGCCUGUAAACCGGUCUAGAUCAGGCUCAGCUUCUGCGGUGACGAAUGAGCCGAUCGUAAAUGGCAAGGAUGAGCGUGAACGGCUGCGCGAGAAGCUUGCUCUGCCGGCGUUGAGCACUACUGAACAGAACGCAAACAUCGACCCCAGACUCCCUCAAGAUGACGGUAAGUUGCAUGUUUUGUUUGGAGUUUGCGGUGCCACACUGAUUUUGAAGACCAAGCUAAUUAUGGCCAAGUUGCUUGAGGUUUACAAACCCGACAAGAUAGCUAUUCAGCUUAUUAUGACCCAGGCAGCAGAGAACUUUAUUUCGCCUGAGAUGUUGAAUCACCUCGAAAACGUCAAGAAGAUUCGUGUCUGGAGAGAUCAAGACGAAUGGACCACCUGGAACACGAGGACGGAUCCUGUUCUUCACAUUGAAUUGAGACGUUGGGCCGACGUGUUGGUUGUGUGUCCAUUGACCGCUAAUUCUCUCGCUAAGAUCUCAUUGGGCCUCUGUGACAAUCUUCUCACCAACGUGAUCCGUGCAUGGAACACGGCCUAUCCUAUAUUGCUCGCCCCGGCCAUGACAAUUAAUGCGUACAAUGCUAUCACCACCAAAAGGCAAUUGCGGCUCAUAGCCGAAGAGAUGCCUUGGAUUGAGAUUCUCAAACCUGUGGAGAAGGUGGUGGGCUCGUACGGUGACAUCGGCAUGGGCGGCAUGAUGGACUGGAACGAGAUUGUCAACAAGAUUGUGCUCAAGUUAGGCGGAUAUCCUGAAGAGGAGGAUGAGGAUGAUGAUGACAAGAGUAAUGAGAACGCUAUCGCUGACGACGAGGAUGACGACAAGGAUGAUGACGAUGAUGAUGAUGAUGAUGAUGAUGAUGAUGAUGACGACGACGACGAUGAUGAUGACAGCGAUGAAAGUGUUCUCAGCCAACCAGAUACAGAUGAAGUUGCGAGAGUAAAGAGAGAAGUGUUGAAAGCAUCAAAUGCACUUGGCCAGGUGAAGGUCGAGUAA